AUGUCUUCCUCGAAUCCUUAUCCAGAACCAGACGUAUUGAAGGUCUCGGUUCUAGACAAAGAUUCCAUUAUCUUUGGUUUCCAUCUGACCGAUUAUAUGAUCCGAGAUAUUUUAACUAAUAUCCCGUCUUUAUCAUAUGCAAUUAUCACAGACAAAAAUAUUGCUCCCCUUUACAUGCAAACCAUAACCUCUCGCUUUGACAUCAUAUCGGAUGAACUAUUUUCCAACAAAUCUAUACCUACUAAACCUCGGCUGAUUACGUAUGUAAUUCCUCCCGGUGAACAAUCAAAGUCGCGCGUUGUCAAGGCACAGAUCGAAGACUAUCUUCUCUCUCAAUGCUGUACACGUGACACAUGUAUAAUGGCCUUGGGUGGAGGUGUUAUAGGCGACCUUGUUGGUUAUGUUGCUGCUACAUUUAUGCGUGGCGUAUCCUUUGUUCAGAUACCCACGUCUCUGUUGGCGAUGGCCGAUUCAUCAGUCGGUGGUAAAACUGCUAUAGAUACUCCACACGGGAAGAAUCUGAUUGGAGCCUUCUGGCAACCGAAAAGGGUGUUCAUCGAUCUAGCAUACUUGGAUACAUUACCGAAAAGACAGUUUGCAAAUGGAAUGGCAGAAAUAAUCAAAACGGCUGCAUUUUGGGAUGAGAAGUUUUUUGUUAUGUUGGAAAAUGGAGAGCAAGAGAUUCAAAAUGCUGCCACAAACAAAGACGGAGGAGUCGAGUAUCAAGGCUGUAAUCUAUCGACCAGAACUUCCUCUCAAUCUCUGCUUCUUUCCGUCUUAUACGAGGCCGUAAAAGUCAAGGCAUAUGUAGUUACGCAUGAUGAACGUGAAUCUGGUCUUCGCGGUAUUCUCAAUUUUGGUCAUACUAUUGGACAUGCGAUAGAAGCCAUCCUAUCUCCUGAACUACUCCAUGGCGAAUGCGUAUCAAUUGGUAUGAUCAAAGAAGUCGAAAUAGCCAGAAACCUCGGUUAUCUCAAUCAAGUGGCUGUUGGUAGAUUGUAUAGAUGUCUGCAAAGCUAUGGAUUACCAGUUUCGUUGGAUGACAAGAAAGUGAAAGAUUUGGUGGGAUCAAAACAUUGUGCUGUGGAUAAGCUAUUGGACAUCAUGAAAGUCGACAAGAAGAACCAAGGAGAUAAGAAGAAGGUUGUCAUAUUGACGGGAAUAGGGAAAACGUUGGAAAAAAAGGCAACUAUAGUUUCCGAUGAAGUAAUCCGAUUGGUCUUAUCACCAGCUAUGAAAGUCAAACCUGUCCAUGAAUCAUCUUUUCCAUCUGUUCGCGAUAUUACUCUGGUUACUCCAGGAUCAAAAUCCAUUUCCAAUCGUGCAUUAGUGUUAGCUGCACUUGGUGCUGGAGUUUGUCGACUCAAAGGCCUGUUGCAUUCCGACGAUACCCAGGUAAUGUUGAACGCGUUACAGAAACUAGGCGGUGCCAAGUUUGAAUGGGAAGAUGAUGGUGAGACACUAGUAGUUACCGGAGGAGGGGGGAUAUUGCAAGUUCCGAACACCGAGUUGUACUUGGGUAAUGCCGGAACUGCAUCCAGAUUCCUUGCCUCUGUUUGUACGCUAGUGCAACCAAGCAAAUUAACUGAACAGAAUAAACACACUGUUCUAACUGGCAACGAUAGAAUGAAGCAAAGACCCAUCGGACCACUUGUAAAUACAUUAAGAGAGAAUGGUUGUGAUAUUAAAUAUAUCGAGAACGAAGGAUGUCUACCGCUCGCAAUCACUCCUUCAUCCAUUGGUUUCCGAGGUGGACAUGUCAGUUUGUCUGCGUCUCUGUCUUCUCAAUACGUCUCAUCUAUUUUGAUGUGCGCUCCAUACGCAAAUGAGCCCGUUACUCUUCAAUUAACUGGUGGACAAGUGAUUUCUCAGCAGUAUAUAGAUAUGACUAUUGCUAUGAUGAAGUCGUUUGGCAUCGAGACAGAACGAUUGAAUGACAACGUUUAUAAAAUUCCAAAAAGUUGUUAUCGUAAUCCAGAAGUGUAUGUGGUUGAAUCCGAUGCUAGUUCGGCUACAUAUCCAUUGGCAAUCGCAGCUAUUACUGGCACGAAAUGCACCAUAUCCAACAUUGGCACGUCAUCGUUACAAGGAGAUGCCGCGUUUGCGGUUAAAGUGUUAAAACCAAUGGGCUGUAACGUCGUUCAGACGGAUACGAGUACAACGGUAGAAGGUCCACCCAUUGGCAGCCUAUCUCCGAUACCUACGAUAAAUAUGGAAUCAAUGACGGAUGCUUUUCUGACAGCAUCGGUUUUAGCGGCAGUCGCCAAACGCGACUCUAAUAAUGAAAGAGUAACUCGCAUAACGGGUAUAGCCAACCAGCGGGUAAAAGAAUGUAAUCGUAUUGCUGCUAUGGUCCAAGAACUUUCUAAAUUUGGGGUACAAGCAAGCGAACUACCGGACGGAAUUGAGAUUCAUGGCGCUGAUAUUUCAGCUCUCAAAUCUCUGGCCGAUGGUGUGAAUUGUUAUGACGACCAUAGAAUAGCAAUGAGUUUUAGCGUGCUUGCCUGUGUGAUUCCAGGUGGAGCUGUAAUUAAUGAGAAAAAAUGUGUUGAGAAGACAUGGCCUCAGUGGUGGGAUACGUUAGAAAGGAAACUGAAUAUCGAGUUGCAAGGAGUUGAUAUCGAAGCAGGCAACAAGAACAGUUUGACAGCUCUUUUUGAAAUUGGACGCAAGCGUAAGAACACCACACCUGGAAAACAUAAUACUACUAUUGUAUUGAUUGGAAUGAGAGGCGCUGGUAAAACUACCCUUGGUAAACUUGCAUCCAAUGUUCUUAAGCGGAAAUUUAUCGAUGCUGACGUCUACUUGGAACAGAGUCUGAACACAACCAUCGAUGAUUAUGUAAGUACUAACGGAUGGGAUGCAUUCCGUACCAAAGAGUCAGAACAUUUGUCGACUCUAUUAAGUCAAUAUCCGACUGAUUAUAUUAUCGCCUGUGGUGGAGGGGUUGUUGAGAGAGAAGUGAAUAGAAUACUUUUGAAAAAGUUCAUCGAUGAAGGUGGGAAGGUUGUACAUAUUGUACGCGACAUUGAAGAAGUAAUCAAUUAUCUGAAUGAGGACAAUAGCCGGCCCGCAUGGGGUGAAGAUAUACGCAACGUGUGGAAUAGACGUAAAAUCCUGUACGAAGAGAAUUCUAAUUAUGAAUUCAAUUGUAUGAAUAUUACUAUAAGCAAUGAUCUUGUUACAAGUAAUGUUAUAGAUCUUGAAAAAUGGAAAAGGGUGGAAGCGGAUUUUAUCAGAUUUAUCAAGUUUCUUGCUGGGGAAGACACUAAUCAAGUGACAGACGGAAAGAGAAGUUUCUUCCUAUCAUUGACUUAUCCUGACCUUACCGUAGCGCUUGAACAUUUUACUACCAUAAUGCAUGGUAUAGAUGCAGUAGAAUUACGCGUAGAUUUACUUUCCGACCAAUCCAGCUCCAAUUCAUCCUCGUAUCAUCCGCCGGUCGAUUAUGUCGCUCAGCAAUUGUAUUUACUGCGAAGACACACUCAUCUUCCUAUCAUAUUCACCGUUCGAUCCCAGUCGCAGGGGGGAAAGUUUCCUGAUAAUAAAGAAAAAGAAAUGUUUGAUCUUCUUCAUUAUGCAUUGAAAUGGGGAUGUGAAUAUGUCGACGUUGAAAUCGGAACGUCACGCGAUCUUGUUACCAAACUCAUUCGAUCAAAGGGACAUACCAAGAUCAUAGCAUCAUGGCAUGAUAUUAGCGGACGAAUGAAAUGGAACGGGGAUGAAGUUAAAGAGGUAUACAAGACAGCAAACGACUGCGGAGAUAUAAUCAAGAUCAUUGGUGUCGCAAAUGAACUGAAUGAUAACUUUGCUCUAUACGAGUUUGUCGCAUCACUCCCAAGCGAUAGUAAACCUAUAAUCGCCAUUAAUAUGAAGGCAAAUGGACAAUUGUCGAGAAUAUUGAAUAAUACGCUCACUCCGGUCACUCAUCCUUUACUUCCUGUCGCGGCUGCACCCGGUCAAGUAUCCGUUCACGAAAUACAUAGCGCUCGGCACUUACUUGGAAUACUUCCUAAGCGUAAUUACUAUUUGUUUGGCACCCCAAUCAAAUACUCAAUGUCUCCUACUAUUCAUAACACGGGCUUUGCAGUUUUGGGUCUUCCUCAUCAAUACCAUUUAUUUGAGACAGAUAAUAUUGUUGGUAUCGAGCCUAUUAUCGAAAGUGAGGACUUUGGCGGUGCAUCUGUUACUAUUCCAUAUAAAAUCGGUGUAUUGAAGUAUCUAGACGAAGUAAGUGAAUCUGCAAGGCAAAUCGGAGCUGUUAAUACUGUAAUAGCCGUCAGAGACAAGGAUAACAAGAGACGACUCGUAGGAGAUAAUACAGACUGGCUGGGCAUUAUGUAUAGUAUCGAACGUGCGCUUGGAGACUCAAACAGCAGCUACCAAGAAAGUGCUGGUCUUGUCAUUGGGGCGGGUGGUACGUCACGCGCGGCGCUUUAUGCACUUCACCAAUUAGGAAUUUCACCGAUCUAUCUCUUCAAUCGCACGCUUGCCAAUGCACAGUCUCUUGCUGCAUCGUUCCCGUCCGAUUACGGGAUUACUGUUAUUCCCAGUCUCUCCGAGCCCCUCUCGUCUCCCCCUCAAAUUAUCGUAUCGACAAUUCCAGCUACGGCUGAUGUCGAGAUACCAAAGGAAAUACUCAAAUUUACCGAGAUUACUAAGAAUAAAAUGGGCGUGAUAGUUGAGAUGGCUUAUAAGUCACGCAAGACAAAGUUACUUCAAGUCGCUGAGAGUUUUGGGAAUGACAGAUGGAUCGGCGUGGAGGGUGUACAGGUGAUUGUUGAACAAGGAGUAUGGCAGUUUGAAAAAUGGACUGGGUGUCGGGCUCCAAGGAACGCGAUUGAGCAAAAGGUGGCGGAAAAGUAUACCGCAUAA
Messenger RNA from Paraglomus brasilianum, 4875 nucleotides. Lineage: Eukaryota; Fungi; Glomeromycota; Glomeromycetes; Paraglomerales; Paraglomeraceae. The record is from the annotation of a GenBank genome assembly.